AUGAACGGGCAGGAUGGCUUGUCGUCAUCCUUUGUGGAGAGCGUAGCGGGAUUUACGGCUGGAAUUGUUUCUACGUUGUGUCUCCAUCCGUUGGAUUUGAUCAAAACUCGACUGCAAGUUGACCGAUCCUCGUCCUCUCGAGUGGGUGGUUCGCUUCGCGUCGUCCGCGGUAUAUACCAGAAUGAAGGCGGCGUCACAGCUUUCUACCGUGGACUGACGCCCAAUAUCAUUGGCAACUCGACCAGCUGGGCCCUUUAUUUCUUGUGCUAUGGUAAUAUCAAGACUGCGACGCGUACUUGGCGCAGUUCUCGGGAGGAAGAACUUACCUCCUCCGAUUAUUUUCUUGCCUCGGGGGCCGCUGGAAUGCUGACAUCUCUAUUGACAAAUCCUAUCUGGGUCAUUAAGACUCGCAUGUUAUCCACUAGCUCUAGGACGCCCGGAGCGUAUGCGUCUUUCAUCACUGGCGCUUCACAGAUAUAUCAUUCAGAGGGUAUUCCAGGCUUCUAUCGCGGUCUCCUUCCAGCACUUUUUGGGGUAAGCCAUGGUGCGCUUCAGUUUAUGGCUUACGAAAAGUUGAAACUGCACCGGAUCAAGAUGUCAUCUGCGACAUUGCCUAACGACGACUAUGCGGGAUCGGCACAAGUUCGGUUGCGAGGACUCGGUAACCUAGAUCUCUUCAUCAUCUCUAGUCUUUCGAAGAUAUUCGCCGGGUUUGCCACAUAUCCAUACCAAGUGUUGCGGUCUCGGUUGCAAACUUAUGAUGCUCAUCUUAUGUACCGGGGGGUCCAGGAUGUGGCUUUGCAGAUCUGGGCCAGAGAGGGGGUGGCCGGUUUCUACAAGGGUCUGGGGCCAAAUAUAUUGCGGGUGCUGCCAAGUACAUGGGUGACCUUCCUGGUGUAUGAGAACACCCGAGCAUAUUUACCCGAACUGAUUUCACGCGCAUAA
Messenger RNA from Aspergillus caelatus, 945 nucleotides. Its product is annotated as putative mitochondrial folate carrier protein Flx1. The record is from RefSeq and is a predicted model, not a curated record. Gene Ontology annotation, cellular component: mitochondrion. Gene Ontology annotation, biological process: folate import into mitochondrion; nucleotide transport. The transcript is spliced from 3 exons. NCBI's taxonomy places the organism in Eukaryota, Fungi, Ascomycota, Eurotiomycetes, Eurotiales, Aspergillaceae. Gene Ontology annotation, molecular function: FAD transmembrane transporter activity; folic acid transmembrane transporter activity. The coding region runs from base 1 to 945 and encodes 314 amino acids.